Molecule: messenger RNA, 2099 nt
Organism: Planococcus citri (citrus mealybug)
Lineage: Eukaryota; Metazoa; Arthropoda; Insecta; Hemiptera; Pseudococcidae
Gene: SamDC
Product: S-adenosylmethionine decarboxylase
Exons: 7
Coding region: 203-1300 (365 amino acids)
Biological process (GO): spermine biosynthetic process; spermidine biosynthetic process
Cellular component (GO): cytosol
Molecular function (GO): adenosylmethionine decarboxylase activity
Source: RefSeq, a predicted model, not a curated record
AAUUUUCAUUAUUCAGAACAAGUUGAAUGUUCAUUCGGCUCGCCGUAUGUUGCUAUUCGCUGUGAUCCUGUGAUAUAAAAAAUUUUAUCUAAUUUUCACUUCGUUCUUGCGCAUUUUCAAGUAGUAUUCGAUCGACGAUUUUCAACUUAUACUUUAAUGAAUAACAUAAUCACAACGAUAGGUAAUUUUAAUUACUGACAAAAUGAGCAAUAUCGAAAAUCCGGACCAGUUUUUCGAAGGAGCCGAGAAAUUGUUGGAAAUUUGGUUCACCGGUACUACCGAAGGAAAUUGCGAUGGUGACCUCAGAAGGAUACCUAGGCAAAAGCUCGAGAGCAUGCUGAAAUUGGUGCAUUGCGAAGUAAUCAGCUUCAGCAGUAAUGAUCAUAUUGACGCUUAUGUGUUAAGUGAAAGUAGCAUGUUCGUGACACAAAGAAGGUUUAUAUUAAAAACCUGUGGCACUACAACCCCCUUGCAAUGCGUUAAAUUGCUAUUGAUUUUGGUACAGCAUUACUCGGGCUUUCACGAAGUACAGAAGGUGUUUUACUCGAGGAAGAACUUCAAAAGGCCUCACAUCCAGCAUACCAUCUAUAAGGAUUUCAAGCAAGAGGUGGCGUUUUUGGACAGUUGUUUCAAAAGUAGUAAGUAUCGUGGUUUAAACCUCUCAAAUAAGAAAAAAGAAAUAAACCGUUUGAUAAAUGCAGAGGGCAUUGGAUACUGUAUCGAUAACGGAGACGAUCGAUGGUACCUUUAUUCGCUACAUGCCGAAGAAAUCUAUAACAACAAUUUCAGCGACGAGGCAUCGGUCGACGAGCCAGAUCAGACUAUUGAAAUCCUAAUGUCUGAUUUGGAUGAAAAAGUCAUGAAUAAUUUUAGAAAAGACAAAUUCUUUACAGCUGCCGAAGUGACCAAGCAUUGCGGAAUCGAUAAGUUGAUACCAUUCAUGGAAAUAGACGAUUAUCUGUUUGAUCCUUGCGGAUAUUCGAUGAAUGGAAUUUUACAAAAUGGCUCCUAUAUGACGAUCCAUAUAACACCGGAACCCGAAUUUUCGUACGUUAGUUUCGAAACGAACGUACCUUUGUCUUCGUACGAAGAACUAAUCAGACGUGUAGUAAAAACAUUCCAACCGGGAAAGUUCAUCGUUACUUUGUUGGCAAAUCAGAAAUCGGCAGCCUCUAAAACGCCGAAAGAAUUGAAGAAUAUGUCGAAAGUUGACGACGAAUGGCGUCAAUUAACCAGCGAACUGUGCUACGUCAACAAUUACGACAUGACUGUGGCAUUUUACUCGAAAUUCCCAAGCUGAGGGUCAUGGGAGGCCCGGGGUUUCCUGGCGGUGGGAACCCGGCGCCGUAGCAGCGCAUGCCGUAGAAUUAGUUUAUUCGAUAAUGAUAGUUUUUCACGUUUAUACGAUAGUCGAUUUACUUCAGCAUAUUUCGUAUCUUUAUUGUUAACUUUAUUUAUUCAGAAAUUCGCUUUGUUUCUUUGCUUGCACUAUAUCGUACUGCACGAUGCGAAGCCGUCGUAUCAUUUCGCCUGGCGAUGGUUACGUAUAUCUUGAACUACUCGCAGCACCAGUUACGCGGCUUUCAAAUAUUUUUCAUUUGCCUGUUGAUUAUAGGAAAUUUUUUUCCAUCGUUUGGUAGGGUGGUGACGCGUAUUCGAUGAAUUUUUUUCCCCCUUUAGUUUCCUCCUUAUUAUUCAUACCUAUGAGGGUUGUACUUGUAGUACCUACGUUGUACGUGUCGUAAACGACGACUGAUUUUAUCGAUUCGAUGGUAUCUUUUUUUUUUCACUUUCGACUUUCGAGUGAUCGUACCUAUUAACAUCUGAUGUUUGAUUUUCUGAGGUUUACUUUAUCAUAAUAUGUACCAUACCUAUACAGUACUUCACAACGAGUUAUUAUUUUACGUAUUUUCGUUGUGAGAGCCACGAGAGUAUAAUAUGUUUGUAAAACGUCUUAAGUGCUUUUUUUUAAUCUUCAAUCGCCGCAACUUGAUAAAUGUCUUCUGUUAUCUUCAUACUGUUUUAUACGUUGCCGAGUGUACGUUAUGAAAUGAUCUGUAUUUUUAUUUUAGCGCAAUAAACAUAUUAUUGGAAUUGAA